This is a messenger RNA of Eupeodes corollae, 1780 nucleotides long. Its product is annotated as zinc finger protein weckle-like. Gene Ontology annotation, molecular function: DNA-binding transcription factor activity, RNA polymerase II-specific; RNA polymerase II transcription regulatory region sequence-specific DNA binding; zinc ion binding. Gene Ontology annotation, biological process: regulation of transcription by RNA polymerase II. The record is from RefSeq and is a predicted model, not a curated record. NCBI's taxonomy places the organism in Eukaryota, Metazoa, Arthropoda, Insecta, Diptera, Syrphidae. Gene Ontology annotation, cellular component: nucleus. The coding region runs from base 208 to 1671 and encodes 487 amino acids. The transcript is spliced from 4 exons.
ACCAUCCCUGUAAUAUUGUAUUUUUGAUUUGGAUAUAAAAACAAAAAGUGUUUUGUAUUUGUUUACCGCAACAAAUUGAUAAAAACCAUAUUUCUAAAAUAUGUAUAAUAGCUAAUCUGUCAUAUCAAGGAAACUAUUCUUACAUCGUAUCACCAUUAAUCUUCAUUCCAUUUUGGUGCUCUCUAAACGAAGUUCGCCCACGAAACGAUGGUUAAACAUUGGAUGAAGUGGUGUCGGCUUUGUGCCCGGGAAGAUUCAAGCAAUACUCACGUAAAUAUAUUUCAUGAAGAUGAAAAAGGACUAGCCCUAUCAGAUACACUAAACAAAUGCUUUUCAAUAGAUAUAAAUAAUUUCAAUGAUUGGCCUCACAUGGUCUGUGUUGAGUGCUAUUGCCUAGCCAAAUCAAUUAUUAAUAUGUCUCAUCGAGCAUCUAAAGUCCAUGCUAUGUUUUUUGAGCUAUUAGAUGGUAACGAUGAUUUAGACGCUGAUGAAAUCAAAGAACGUUAUGGCCUACAUAGAAAUUGUGAUAUUAAAUUUGAUCUAAAGCCACAGUUUGUGGAUAUUACCACAAUUGUUGAUGAGCCAGAAAUGCCAAUAGAAAUGGUGAAUGUUGAUAAACUGCAAAACAUCGAUGGUGACAUGUUGAAUAUCACAGUUAUUAAGACCGAAGAAACAGAUGAAGAUUAUGUACUGGGUCAAUCUGAUCGAAUACCUACACCACACGAUGGGAGUGAAGCUCCAUUAAAGAAUAUUUCGCAUGAUGAAAAACCACAAAAUACUAAAAGGAAUAAUCGUAAAAAGGAUCCAAGUACAAAACCAGCAGAGGAUUCAGAUAAAGAGGAAUCAGCAGAAAAGUCGACUAUGUCAGUGAAAAAGAGAAGAAUUCAAACCGAGCCCUAUCAAUGUGAAAAAUGCCCGAGGAGUUUUUUACGAGUUCAAUUCCAUCGUCGUCAUAUGGAGAAGUUUCAUGGAAUUAUAUUGGAGGAACCAAAAGAACCAUUGGAAUUUGUGUGUGAUGAAUGUGGUAAGAAAUGCAAGAGUGAUUGGAAACUAAAGUACCAUCAGUUGACGCACAGUAGUGAGAGACCCCUAAAAUGCUCCCAUUGUGACAAGCGAUUCAAAAACAGACAGAGGCUCAAGGUCCAUGAGGAUACGCACAAUGAAACUAAUUAUAUUUGCGCUAUAUGCGGCUUAAAACUAAAUACUCGCAAAACACUGGAUAUGCACAUGGUUGUUCAUUCGGAUCAAAAACAACAUAAAUGCGAUUUUUGUGGCAACGAGUACAAACGUGCCAAAGCCUUGAAAACACAUCUUAUCCUGCAUACGGGCCUGAAACCUUAUACGUGUGAUUUUUGUGAUCGAACUUUUGCGAAUGGAGCAAAUUGUCGUACUCACAAAAAGAAAACACAUCCCGUCGAGUUGGCUGCUCUGGAAGCAGCUGGAAAGAAUACUGUAGCGGCUGGAAUACCAAAAUUAGAAGAUCUCAGAGCGAAAACUGCUUCUAAAUUAAAAAAUGUUCAACCGAAUGUAGGUAGUGAAGUGGAUAAAAGUGAAGAUAGUCGUGGUGAAAGUGAAACAUGUAAUAAGGAACUAUUGAAGGAAUUUAAAUCGCUCAUUAAAAGCGAAAGAACACAAAAUCAAUCAUUAGAAUCCUAUGAAGGUGUAUUUUAGGUAUUCUUAAUGAAAUUAGUGUUACAAGAAAAAUAAACAAAAUUGUAUUUUACAACAAAUUUAAAUAAACAAUGUAAAAGAUUCAUCAAUCACUAGAAAUUAGAAUCAA